UACUCUUGUUUAUAUAUUUAGAAAAUGUUCAACAAUAUUUUGUAUAUUUUCUAUUAAGAAACGUUAUAUAAUAUGAAUCAUCGCUGGAUCGUAGUAUUUGGCAUAUCACUGUAAGACUCACUGCAUACUCUGUACGAAAUGUCACAAAAUAUAAUCAUUGCUUUAACUUUAUCACUCACGAGAUUUUAACUAGAGUUGAUAUAACAAGAAGAUGCUCAGAUAUAGAGGAAAGAAGAAUGUUAUAGACAAAGUGAAGGAAUUCGAUGCAUUUCCCAAAGUUCCGGAGGAAUACGUCGACAGCACUCCGGUCGGCGGAACGUUUUCCGUUAUCACAUUUUUUAUUAUACUGUGGUUAAUUUAUAGUGAAGUCACGUACUAUUUGGAUAGUAAUUUAGUUUUUAAAUUCUCACCUGACACUGAAAUGGACGAGAAAUUGAGGAUAAACAUUGACAUAACGGUCGCAAUGCCGUGUUCAAACAUUGGCGCUGAUAUUUUGGACUCUACGUCGCAAAGCGUGUUCGGUUUCGGCGAAUUGACUGAAGAAGACACGUGGUUCGAGCUUACACAAGAGCAGCAAGAUGCAUUCGAAGCAGUUAAGUACUUAAAUUCAUAUUUAAGGGAGGAGUACCAUUCAGUAUGGCAAUUAUUGUGGAAAAAGGGCCAUGGAUCUGUUCGAGCUACUGUGCCAGCGAGGAAAACGAAGCCAAAUAGAAGACCAGACGCAUGCAGACUACACGGUAUACUUACUUUGAACAAAGUAGCUGGCAAUUUUCAUGUAACUGCCGGUAAAAGUUUACACUUGCCCCGUGGCCAUAUUCACUUGAACAUGCUGUUCGAUGACACACCACAGAACUUCAGUCAUAGAAUACACAGAUUCAGCUUCGGCAGUCCUGCGAAUGGAAUAAUAUACCCGCUGGAAGGUGACGAGAAAAUUACUAAUGACGAAAACAUGUUGUAUCAGUACUUUAUUGAAGUCGUACCAACAGAUGUAGAUACAGCAUUUGAAUCAAUCAAGACUUAUCAGUACUCUGUUAAAGAGUUAAAAAGACCAAUCAGUCAUUCACAAGGCUCCCACGGAGUCCCAGGGAUUUUCUUCAAAUAUGAUAUGGCGGCAUUGAAAAUUAAUGUUUACCAAGAAAGAGAAAACUUCCUUCAGUUUAUUUUAAGACUGUUCUCUAUUAUAGGGGGUAUUUACAUCAUUGUAGGUUGCUUUAAUGCUGUAGUAUUAAAAGUACAAAAUCUAUUUAUUAAGAAAGCAGCGCCGUCAGAGUUAAAUCAUGCUCCAACGUUUGAAAAAAGACCCGUUCAAUUAAAUCCGUUGCUAAUGCAGACGGACCUGAAUGUUCCUUUAGGGAUAGUGAAGCAAUGAUAGCAAAAUAAUCUUAGGUGUAAGUUUAUGUGCGAAUUGAAAUUUGUAUAUAAGAGAUUCUUUUUGUCUAGUUAAUGUAAAAGUGAGAUGCAACAUAACUUUUAUUCUUAACACAUUCACUGCCAACAUUUUCAUAGUGCUAUGCUCGUAGCCGUUCCCAGCGUUUUCCCGCUUUAUAUAGGAAAGCGACUGAAGCCGUCGCCUGGCACUCAAUGUGUUAUUAAGUUUAAACGUCAAAGAAUUAAUGUCAAUUCUUAAAGAUUACAAAAAUGAAGAAAUUGAUAUAUUAGGAUAUAAAGCUUAGAAUAAAUUUAAAAGUGGAAAAAGUGGAAUAUUAGGAUAUAGUCAACAAAUUAUGCAUUUUUGAGUAUUGACAUCUUAAACCCUUUUUUUUUCGUUUGGCUUUUUGUGUUACUCUACUUCAGAGAUUAAACCCUUAAACCUUUUCUUUUAAACCCUUUGAACGCCAAAUACUUCAACUGAUGCACGCUCAAUAUAAACCUACGAGCAUUCUGACAAUUCACGAUGACGUGCUGCCACAGAAUAAUAAAUAGUACUAGGUACAGAAGAUUCACUCUCUAACAAAACGCGUCUAUUACGACAGAUAUGGCCGCUAGGUGGCGCAAGCGCGAGCAGGCGUCCGUUCCGUAGCGGUGCGCGGCAACUACUAUGGCUAGACACCAAAUUUGGUGUGAGCCGCAUGUACUUGUAGCGACGCGACGAAAUCCCGGAGUGAGCCACUCCUGGCGCCACAUACGCCAGUUGGCGUUCUAAGGGUUUAGCGAAGAUUGUACAUUGUACAACCAAUUUUCGACAUGUUUUAAAAUAAAAUCCAUAUUAUUAUAUGGCAGCAGUUUGUUGUGAUUUUGCAUACCACUUUGUACUAGUGUUAUCAAGGUAUGCUUACGAUUACUGAGUAAUUGCUAAAACCAUAAAAUGAUAAAAACCCAUUUGUUUACAUGUGAAAAUUGUUAUAAAACUAGAUUCAGUGAAACUACUUUGCUUAUUAGAGUUUUGAAUGAUUCACGGUUAGUUUCACUAGACUUAUAUUGACCGGGAUAUAGACCGUGAUUACCUUUUGUAUUAUUUGUGAGCUCCCGAUAUUUCGACGCAGUUACAUGCAUCAUGUUCACGGGUGACAUACAAAAUAAUACAAAAGGUAAUUACGGUCUAUAUCCCGGUCAAUAUAAGUCUACUUUGCUUAUAUUAAUAAGUUUGUAUGAAUUUUUUAUCAUAUUAUGUAGUAAAAAAAACACAUUUUAGGCGCCAUUCAUUUAUUACGUAAGACGAUUUUUGCCAGAUGUUCACCCCCACCCCUAUGUAAGAAAAAAUAAGAAUAGGCCGACCCCCAACAUCCUGUUUAAUAUUUAUUACUUAAGAAUCUGAAGGAAAAAUUAUUACACAUCGAGUUAAUUUUUAAUUAAAUUUUCAAAAAAACUAUUUUAGGAACUUUUACUUUGUACCUGCAAAAGUACAAAAAAGUUUUUUUUGGCAAUAAUCAACUGGGUUUAUUUUCUCGCACGGAUGCACGCGCUUUUUCGAAGUAUAAUCUUUACUUGCGCAUUUUUGUGAUCUUACGUAAGAACUAUCAAGACAUCUCACCCCCUGUAAGAAAAAAUAAGAUACGGUCGACCCCCCUUCCCUCCUAAAUUGUCUUACUUAUAAAUGAAUGGCGCCUUACCUAUUAAGUUCUAUAACAGUUACUAAUAAGAUCAUACUCGUAUGUCCAAACAUUACAAACAAAAUGGAGUAUUAUUAAUUAUUACCUAAGCGAACAACUCGCGAACGCAAAGCGGCGCGGCGCGGCGGGCCCAGAGAUCGCCCACGUCGCUUCGCGUUCGCGUGUUGUUCGCCUACGUAGUACGCUGCGUAAGUAAUGCGCCUAGGUAUUUAAAUUUAAUAUGAAUUUAUUGCUUUUAUCUAUGUUAAUGAUUGGUCAAGCUUAUUAGCAACAAUGACUUCCAGGUUUUGUAAAAUGUUGUUUACUAUCCUCAUGCCGCCCAAUGUACAUUAUGAUGUACAUUCCGUUUCAAUGCAAUUUCAACGUUCAUAUAAAAACAAAGUAGCAUUUCUUUUGUCUCAAAAUUUUCGAACAAAUGAAAUUCAACCCAAUUAAAAAUUACGAUGUACAUUCCAUUUCAAUGGAAUUUCAACGUUCAUAUAAAAAAACAAAGUAGCAUUUCUUUUGUCUCAAAAUUUUCGAACAAAUGAAAUUCAACCCAAUUAAAAAUUACGAUGUACAUUCCAUUUCAAUGGAAUUUCAACGUUCAUAUAAAAAACAAAGUAGCAUUUCUUUUGUCUCAAAAUUUUCGAACAAAUGAAAUUCAACCCAAUUAAAAAUUACGAUGUACAUUCCAUUUCAAUGGAAUUUCAACGUUUAUAUAAAAAAACAAAGUAGCAUUUCUUUUGUCUCAAAAUUUUCGAACAAAUGAAAUUCAACCCAAUUAAAAAUUACGAUGUACAUUCCAUUUCAAUGGAAUUUCAACGUUUAUAUAUAAAAACAAAGUAGCAUUUCUUUUGUCUCAAAAUUUUCGAACAAAUGAAAUUCAACCUAAUUAAAAAUUACGAUGUACUUACAUUCCAUUUCAAUGGAAUUUCAACGUUCAUAUAAAAAAACAAAGUAGCAUUUCUUUUGUCUCAAAAUUUUCGAACAAAUGAAAUUCAACCCAAUUAAAAAUUACGAUGUACAUUCCAUUUCAAUGGAAUUUCAACGUUCAUAUAAAAAACAAAGUAGCAUUUCUUUUGUCUCAAAAUUUUCGAACAAAUGAAAUUCAACCCAAUUAAAAAUUACGAUGUACAUUCCAUUUCAAUGGAAUUUCAACGUUUAUAUAUAAAAACAAAGUAGCAUUUCUUUUGUCUCAAAAUUUUCGAACAAAUGAAAUUCAACCCAAUUAAAAAUUACGAUGUACAUUCCAUUUCAAUGGAAUUUCAACGUUUAUAUAUAAAAACAAAGUAGCAUUUCUUUUGUCUCAAAAUUUUCGAACAAAUGAAAUUCAACCCAAUUAAAAAUUACGAUGUACAUUCCAUUUCAAUGGAAUUUCAACGUUUAUAUAAAAAAACAAAGAAGCAUUUCUUUUGUCUCAAAAUUUUCGAACAAAUGAAAUUCAACCCAAUUAAAAAUUACGAUGUACAUUCCAUUUCAAUGGAAUUUCAACGUUUAUAUAUAAAAACAAAGUAGCAUUUCUUUUGUCUCAAAAUUUUCGAACAAAUGAAAUUCAACCCAAUUAAAAAUUACGAUGUACUUACAUUCCAUUUCAAUGGAAUUUCAACGUUCAUAUAAAAAACAAAGUAGCAUUUCUUUUGUCUCAAAAUUUUCGAACAAAUGAAAUUCAACCCAAUUAAGAAUACAACUAGAUUCAAAUUUCUCUAGCAAUAAUUUUGUAUGGUGGGCGGCACGAGGCUAUAGAUAGGUACCUUAGCCUUAGUUAACAAAUCAAAAGAUCUGAGGGCCUACCGCGAAAACCGAAAUUCGCAAAUUGCGGUAAUCUUUCUCUUACUCCAAUGAAGGUGUAAUUAGAGUGACAGAGAAAGAUGCCGGCAAUUUGCGAACUUCGAUUUUCACGUUUGUAGCCCUGCAGAUUUAGAUACGAAGUUAAGUAAAAUAGGUAAAUUUUUGUAAUUCCAUUUUUCAUAUUUAUGUACAUAUUUUAUUACGACCUUGCUUAUUGCUUUGCAUUGUUUAAAUAUAUGAACAGGUGACUAAAUGUUACCAGUUUUAUCAAUAUAAAUGUCCCCAUUAAAAUUUGGGCCACC
Cydia strobilella is the source of this 5122-nucleotide messenger RNA. RefSeq names its product endoplasmic reticulum-Golgi intermediate compartment protein 2. The record is from RefSeq and is a predicted model, not a curated record. The transcript is spliced from 2 exons. The coding region runs from base 212 to 1369 and encodes 385 amino acids. Gene Ontology annotation, cellular component: COPII-coated ER to Golgi transport vesicle; membrane; endoplasmic reticulum. Gene Ontology annotation, biological process: retrograde vesicle-mediated transport, Golgi to endoplasmic reticulum; endoplasmic reticulum to Golgi vesicle-mediated transport. Lineage: Eukaryota; Metazoa; Arthropoda; Insecta; Lepidoptera; Tortricidae.